UUGAAUACACUAUUUGGAGACUCAGUAGGCACCAAACUUGGGCACCAUGAAGAUAGCAGUGGCUUUUCUUUUAGUGGCUCUAAGCAGUUGCUUUGAUUCUUCUACUGCUAUUACAGAUUCUAAGCUGCUGGAAUGCUGCAAAAUGCUUGCACAGAAAGACCUACAGGGCACUAAGCACAAGCUCAAAGAUAUGCUAUGUCUUUACCAAGAAGGAAAGGAGAAAAAUAAUGCGGAAUCAUACAGAAAGUUUCUUACAGAACUGGUUACAUUACUGGGAACUACUGAUGAUAACAUUGGGAAUGUUGCUGGUGUUGCUGGAAAGAAGCUCCUUAAAGUUAUGGGUGCUAUUCCAGCUGUUACACCAGUUUUCAAAGAAACAUGUCAAGCUACGGGCAAAAGUUUGCAAAGUCUAUUGGUUCACAAGCACUAAACAUGUCUACGCUGCUAAUGGGUCGCUUGAUUUCUUUCCAUGACCAGUGUAGCCAGCUAAUAAUGCCAGCCAUAAUGCUGCAUACUUUUGUCUUUUGAGGUUCUCUUUGAAAUGACUGCUUGCAAAAUGUAAUCGCCUUAAUAAUUACUAAUAAACUGCAUCUGAAAAAAGGAGAGUGAUUAUUUUUUUUCAGGAUAAUAUAAUGUGUAUUAUUUGUAUUUUGAAAUGUAUAAAUUGGCAUUCUAUUGGGAGAAUGU
This is a messenger RNA of Xenopus tropicalis (tropical clawed frog), 687 nucleotides long. RefSeq lists its product as uncharacterized. NCBI's taxonomy places the organism in Eukaryota, Metazoa, Chordata, Amphibia, Anura, Pipidae. The record is from RefSeq and is a predicted model, not a curated record. The coding region runs from base 47 to 430 and encodes 127 amino acids. The transcript is spliced from 8 exons.